GUUAUUGUUAGCUUUUAAGCUAGCAGACGAACUCGUCAAAUGGGGAUAUGACUGAGUAAUAACGUCUUAUUACACGUGCACGAUUAAGUUAUUACAAUCGCACAGUGAUGGAGAACGAAAACAGGAGUGAUUCAGCAUCCACAUCCAAGAACCAACCAGGUUCUUUUCACCUGCAGACUCCAAAAAAUGAGGAUGCCUAUGAAAUUACCAUUCAGUAUGAUGAAAGCAGCUUCGAGCAGCAAGGAUUUUUUAACCAGAGUGAUCAGAAUUUUGAUGUACCAGCUUCAACUGCUGGCCCACAUACAGUUAAUAACUCAUACAUGGUGAUCACCAACCUUCGGACCCAACUUCAGAUCUCCCUGGAGAAAAACUCUUGGCUGCAGAAAAGAAUCGAGGACUUGGAAGAGGAGAGAGACUUCCUCCGCUGCCAGCUGGACCGCUUCAUCUUUUCCACAAAGAGCCAAGUACAGGAGCCGAGUCAGAGCCAGUACAGUAAUGGGUAUGAAUCUAGACGAUUCAACUGGAAGGCAAGAAGAGAAGAAUAUCGUCCUACUGAACAGAAGACAGACUCACAGCAUUUCCCUCCACGUCAAUUUGUCCAGCGAAGACCUGGUCCUUCCUCUAUGAUGUCUUCCAAAAACCAUGUCUCUAGUCCACUAACGACUCAGCUUGCCUCUGUGAAUGCAUUGUUUAACUCUACACAAUCUCAGUCCCUUUUGCAAGGCCAUAACCAUAGUGCUACCAAUACCACAGCCAGUGGCAGCAGCGGCAACAGUGGUACUGCUACAAGGUCAUCCAUGAAUGAAAUAAGUGGGCACAGCGGUCCAGAUUCCCUCUCACUUCUGGGUGAAUCUGUUGAGUACUUGGAGCAGGAUGGGUUCAUUGAGGAGCAGGAAAUGAUAUCAGGGGAAGACGUAAUGUCUGAUACAAUUCACAACAGGCAACAGUUGAAAAGAAGGCGGGUCUUUCGAGCUCCAAGAGAGCGGCAAAGAGUAAAAGAUGCUGCUGGAGUGCUGUUUCGCUACAAGAAGAUUCUGUUCACAUACCAGCAACUCAAAAAUAUGUCCAAAGCCUUCCAAAUCCACGGUGUUGACCGAAACACAGUGGCUUCCACCACACCCAUUGCUGAGCUGCUUCUAGUGGCCCCAGAUAAAGUAGCUGAGGUGGGAGAGUUUGACCCAUCCAAGGAAAAGCUGCUGGACUACGCCCGACGCUGCUACGUUGCCCUGGAUGAAGAGACGUUAAACAGAGUACAGGCCUUAAAGAAGAACAACCUGCUCUUGCCCAUUUCCUACAGGUUCAGACACUGAGGGGAAGAAAGACACAUUACAGUGACAAGACUAAAAGCAGUCAAGUUCUGCUGCAGAAAGGCAGGUCACCCUAAAGGCACAGGUAGCCAUGCAACCUGCAAGUGAGACACUUUUCUUUUCAGACUAACUUUUUAAAUCUUAGUUAUACUUUCAAUACUAUUCAGGUCUGUGGUUUUAGUGUGUGGUUGGGGACGGCAGUGGCUCAGGCAGAAAAGCAGGUCUUCCAAUGACCGGAAGGUUGGCUGUUUGAUUCCCACUCCCGCAAUCAUCUGUUGUUGGGCAAGACCGUUAACCCUGCCUUGCCUCCAGUGUUGGCAUCACUGAUGAAUGAAUGUGGAUGAAUGUUCGGUGAUGGUCGGAGAGGCCGUAGGCGCGGAUUGGCAGCCAUGAUUCUGUCAGCCUGCCCCAGGGCAACUGUGGCUACACAUGUAGCUUACCAUCACCAUGUCUGAGUGAGGGGUGGAUGAAUAAUGGAUACACAAUGUAAAACAGUUUGGGUGCCUUGAAAAGCGCUAUAUAAAUCUAAUCCAUUAUUAUUAUUAGUUGACAAAUCUUUCCCAAAGUGGAAAGAUUGGGCUUACUGUAUUUGGAAAUUGGCAUAAGAACCAAAUUGUUUCUAUUUGGACUGGGAGUUUCUGUUUGAUUCAGGAUGAGUGAAUGUUCUAUUCGGAUUAUAGAAUUUUUUUUUACUACAGAUUUAUAAUCUUGACUUUGCUCAUUUAUGUGUCAGCCUUUAUUUACCUAAAACAUUUUUUUUAAUCCUUUUCCGUCCUCAACAUCUGGAUGAACUUGAGGCCAUGAAUUCACUCACUUAGAUUUUUUGAGUUU
Messenger RNA from Melanotaenia boesemani (Boeseman's rainbowfish), 2138 nucleotides. RefSeq names its product coiled-coil domain containing 106a (gene ccdc106a). The transcript has 8 exons. Gene Ontology annotation, cellular component: nucleoplasm. Lineage: Eukaryota; Metazoa; Chordata; Actinopteri; Atheriniformes; Melanotaeniidae. The record is from RefSeq and is a predicted model, not a curated record. Bases 108 to 1310 code for a protein of 400 amino acids.